CUCUGAUUCUUUGUUUAGUUUGAAAUCUCAAACCUCUCUCUCUCUCUAUCUCAUCGUCUUUAAAGGAGAAGAUACGAGUUUCGCUUCGAAUUCGUGCCGGAGAACCUGAGGAGUCCUUUGUCAUCGCCGUCGUUGCUCGUAGUUCAGUUCUCCUCAGCGUCAUACAGACAUGAAUCAGGAGUACGAUUAUCUGUUCAAGCUUUUGCUGAUUGGAGAUUCUGGUGUUGGCAAAUCAUGUCUACUUUUGAGAUUUGCUGAUGAUUCAUAUCUGGAGAGUUACAUCAGCACCAUUGGAGUUGAUUUUAAAAUACGUACUGUCGAGCAGGAUGCGAAGACCAUUAAACUUCAGAUUUGGGACACUGCUGGGCAAGAACGUUUUAGGACAAUCACUAGCAGCUACUACCGUGGUGCACAUGGGAUUAUAGUGGUGUAUGAUGUGACAGACCAGGAGAGUUUCAACAAUGUCAAGCAAUGGUUGAAUGAAAUCGACCGCUAUGCAAGUGAGAAUGUCAAUAAGCUUCUGGUUGGAAAUAAGUGUGAUCUCACUGCCAACAAGGUGGUGUCUUAUGAGACAGCAAAGGCAUUUGCAGAUGAAAUUGGGAUCCCGUUCAUGGAAACUAGUGCAAAGAGUGCUACUAAUGUUGAACAGGCUUUCAUGGCCAUGGCUGCUGAGAUUAAGAACAGGAUGGCAAGCCAACCUGCAAUGAACAAUGCCAGGCCUCCAACGGUGCAGUUCCAAGGGCAACCUGUUGCCCAGAAGGGUGGAUGCUGCUCUUCUUAGACAUGUAUUAGUUAGGCACCUGUAGUGUCUAUAGGUGCCAUGACAUGUAAAACUAGCAUCCUUUUCCCUUGCUCUACUUGAAUUAAAGACUCAUCCUUCCAACCUCUUUAUGAUAUGUAUCUUCACUUGUCUGAGAUAUGUUGCUAAAAUUCAAUUCUUUUCAGAUAUAUGAUUCAAAAAAGGCCUGUACAAAUCAGGAUGUUAGUCAAUGGUAGUAUUUGAUUGUUUGAUUCCA
This is a messenger RNA of Telopea speciosissima, 1016 nucleotides long. Its product is annotated as ras-related protein RABD2a-like. Bases 170 to 781 code for a protein of 203 amino acids. Gene Ontology annotation, molecular function: GTP binding; GTPase activity. The transcript is spliced from 8 exons. Lineage: Eukaryota; Viridiplantae; Streptophyta; Magnoliopsida; Proteales; Proteaceae. The record is from RefSeq and is a predicted model, not a curated record.